AUGGAAGUGAUUGAAGAUCCAGCGGUUGUGGUUGCACCUCAAACUGGAACAGCAACUGUGCACAAGGAAAUGACAAGUACCUUUAAUGGAGAUCCAAUGGCUUUGGCGAAGUUGGAUCAUCCAGGAAUACAACUUGUCACGAUUCCUUUAAUAGGUAACAACUAUUUGUCUUGGAGUAAAUCGAUUAAGAUAGCCCUAGGAGCUAAGGCGAAGCUCAGAUUCAUCGAUGGAAGGUGUGUGAUGCCAGAAGAAGAUUCUACUGAUUAUGAUCAGUGGAUUCGUGUGGAUUGUAUGAUUAGAUCAUGGAUCUUGAACUCUAUUUCUAAGGAAAUAGUGGAACCCUUUCUCUAUGCAUCAACUACUAGAGAACUUUGGUUGGAGUUGGAAGAAAGAUUUGGUGAAUCUAAUGGACCGCAGAUUUACCAGAUCAAAAGAGAAAUAAGUACUAUUUCUCAAGGAAGUCAGUCGGUGGUGAAGUACUUCACAAAGCUGAAGAAACUGUGGGAUGAAUUGGUUUGUGUGCAGCCAAUACCACAAUGUACUUGUAAGAAUUGUACAUGUGGUGUUGCGAAGAAUGUUUCAGAUCUUGCUUGUUCUAACAGGCUAAUGCAGUUUUUAAUGGGCCUUAGUGAUGAUUUUGAUCAUGUGAGGAACCGGAUCUUGGUGAUGGAGCCCCUGCCUUCAGUCAACGAGGCUUAUUCAAUGAUUUUGCGAGUUGAGAAGCAACGAGAGGUUCAUCUUAACUUGGUUGAGAAAGUUGAGAACUCAACAAUGUUUGUAAGAGCAUCUAUGGGAAGAGGAUCUGAUGCUAAAAGAGGAAAGCAUAAGAAGUCAAGUUAUAAUGACAAAAAGAAUGAGAAAUAUGAGAAGUUGUCUUGUGAUCACUGUAGCAUAGGCGGUUAUACUAAGGAUACAUGCUUCAAAUUGCAUGGUUAUUUAGAGUGGUAUAAGGAACUUAAAGAGCAAAGAAGCAAGGUUACAGGAGGAAGAAAUGUGGCAAAUACGGCUGAUAAUCCUUUGGAUGUUAACAUGGAUCGUGUUGUUGGCAAAACAACUGAUCAACAAGUGUCUUUGUCAAAGAUGAUUCAGCAGGAAUUGUCGAAGAUGAUGAAGGGAAGGGAUACUAUUGAAGGCAAUCAUGUUAACUUCGCACAUGUUGAGGAUUUUGCAGAUUCUCAUCAGUUUUAUACUUCUCGGGAUGUGGUUUUUCAUGAAAAUGUAUUUCCUUUUUUAAAUGUUAAUAAUGAUAGUAGUAAAGCAUCAUUACCUAUUCCUUUUCAUGAUCCUAUUCUCUUCGAUUCAAAUCAUUUGUCAACAACUCCUUUAAAGCAGAAUGUUGAUUCUGCUAUUGAUCAUAUUCCUACUAUUUCUCCUUCUACUACUAUUGAAUCUAUCCAUAUUGAGAUUAUUUCAGAUCCUAUACAGCCUUUGAACCCCAUUCAAUCUUCAUUUGACACACAUCAUUCAGAUAUUCCCAUUCUUACUUUAAGGCAUAGCACUAGACAAAAAUUUAAACCAGCAUGGAUGAAUGAUUUUGUGUCUAAUGUGAUUGUUCUUACUAACUUGCCUACUGUUAUUACAACUUCGAAUACAACUACAUCAUCAGGUUCUUCAGCCUAUACACCACCAACAUUUCCCUACCAUAAAUCACCUAUUUUCACAAACACUUAUAUAUAUCUUCUUUCCAAUGUGUCCUCUGUUCCUGAACCUAGUUCAUAUUAUCAAGCAAGAAAAAAUGAAAAGUGGAUUGAGGCUAUAAACAAAGAGUUGCAGGCUUUUGAAUCAAAUAACACAUGGGAGUUGGUUCCUCUGCCACCUAAAAAAAAGGCCAUUGGGUCGAAGUGGGUUUACAAGGUAAAGUAUUUGCUAGAUGGUACCAUUGAUAGCUACAAAGCGAGGUUGGUAGCAAAAGGCUACCAUCAAAUUGAAGGAGUUGACUACAAUGACAGCUUUUCUCCAGUAGCCAAGGUUGUUACAGUGAGGAUAUUUUUGGCUAUUGCUAUUGCCAAAAAUUGGGCUUUGCAUCAAUUGGAUAUUAAUAAUGCUUUUUUACAUGGUUAUCUUGAUGAGGAAGUUUUUAUACAGCCUCCUCAGGGUUAUACCAAAGCAAAACCACAUGAAGUUAGUUUGUUGAAGAGGUCUCUAUAUGGUUUGAAGCAGGCUUCCCGCCAAUGGAAUGUUAAGUUUUGUGUUAAACUUCAAGCUUAUGGAUUUACACAGAGUGCACAUGAUCAUUGCUUGUUUACAAAGAGCACAUCAAGUUCUUUUUUAGCUUUGUUAUUAUAUAUCGAUGAUGUCCUUGUCACUGGCACUCAUGAAAGUGAAAUUCAAAAGCUUAGCCAAUUUGUUCAGUCUCCUACCAAGGCUCAUUGGGAGGCAGCUCUUCACGUUCUCAAAUACCUCAAGGGAACCCCUUCAAGAGGUUUAUUCUUUCCAUCUACAAAUGAUUUUUCUCUUAAAGCCUACUAUGAUGCAGACUGGGUGGCUUGUAAGGAGACUCAUCGAUCACUCACUGGCUACUGUAUAUCUCUAGGUUCUUCAUUGAUAUUUUGGAAAACCAAGAAAAAAUCCACUGUCAGCAAAUCUUCAGCAGAAGCGGAAUAUCGCAGCCUUGCUACUACUGUUUGUGAGUUGCAGUGGAUCAGUUACAUAUUACAAGAAUUUCGAAUCAGUUUUCCUUUGCUAAUUCCUCUUCGGUGUGACAAUUUAGUAGCAUUGCAUAUUACUGCUAAUCCGGUCUUCCAUGAGCGUACUAAGCACCUGGAAAUUGAUUGCCACUUAGUGCGUGACAAGUAUAAAGUUGGUUUCGUUCUUCCUAAACACAUCUCUACAAAGUUAUAG
Messenger RNA from Nelumbo nucifera (sacred lotus), 2841 nucleotides. Lineage: Eukaryota; Viridiplantae; Streptophyta; Magnoliopsida; Proteales; Nelumbonaceae. The record is from RefSeq and is a predicted model, not a curated record.